AUGCAGUUCUCUAUCACCGCCGUUCUCUUUGGCCUCGUCGCCAUCUCCUCUGCCGCCAUCACCGAUGUAGAGGGCGUCCGCAAUACUCCCCGCAACGUCAUCGAGACUCGCCAGGCACCUAACGGCGCGUGCUGUUUCCCCAACCAAUCUUUGAAGCAGGACGCUUGCACCGUCAAUGGUGCCGCUGGCAAGUGCGUGCCUGGAGGUCCAGCUGCAUGCAAUGGCGCCCUGAACUGCGUUGCAAACGACCAGUUGGUGUGCGACAACAACGUUCCGGAGCGAUCUGGCGUCCUGUGCCGCUUCCAGGCGGCCAAUGGCAGAAUCCAGGAUGGUGCUCAACAGAUUACUAGCUUGUCCCAGGCCAAGGUCAACUAG
This is a messenger RNA of Bipolaris sorokiniana ND90Pr, 375 nucleotides long. RefSeq lists its product as uncharacterized. NCBI's taxonomy places the organism in Eukaryota, Fungi, Ascomycota, Dothideomycetes, Pleosporales, Pleosporaceae. The transcript is spliced from 2 exons. The coding region runs from base 1 to 375 and encodes 124 amino acids. The record is from RefSeq and is a predicted model, not a curated record.